UUUGCGCGGUAUCAAGUAUCUCAAAUACAAUUAAGUGAAAAAAAUUAAUUUACAUAAAAAAAAUCUUUUUUUGUUUAGUACAAAAUGUCGUAAGCGAAACUUACGAUCUUAAAAGUGUAAACCAAAGUAAAAAAGUGUGGCUAACAUACCAAAGAUAACGCACAAACACAAAACAAAACAUAACUUAAGAAAAAAUAAUAUACCAAAAUGUUUGAUAUAUCACCAAAAUGUCCAGCUUUGGCUAGUAAACUAAGCGGCAUAUUUGGUUGGCGUCAUACAUACAAAGUAUCCGAAAAGCAUGAAGGGAUUACGCAUGCAUAUCUUCAGAAAUCGUAUUCAUUGACACUACCUCCCAAGCGUCCACCAUCGCCGUAUUUAUUUGCUAAGGAACCAGAUUCUUGGGUAGCUGUACAUCAUUUACAAACACAGUCCGGUAUACUCGAUCCAGACGAUUGUAUUGGUGAUGUAGCUGAUGAUCGUGAACAAAUACUUGCUAGUUUUGAAGAUUCAGGGCCAGAUCCCGGUGUGCCCGUCAUUGAACCACGUUGGCAAUGA
This is a messenger RNA of Teleopsis dalmanni, 555 nucleotides long. RefSeq lists its product as uncharacterized. The transcript has 3 exons. Gene Ontology annotation, biological process: microtubule cytoskeleton organization; establishment of centrosome localization; intracellular protein localization. Lineage: Eukaryota; Metazoa; Arthropoda; Insecta; Diptera; Diopsidae. The coding region runs from base 208 to 555 and encodes 115 amino acids. Gene Ontology annotation, molecular function: phosphatidylinositol binding. The record is from RefSeq and is a predicted model, not a curated record. Gene Ontology annotation, cellular component: cell cortex; apical plasma membrane; adherens junction.